AUGGCUCUUCGGAUUCCCCAAGUAGCUUCUCUCACUAAAACGCUUCCUCUGAAUAGAGAUUCCUCUAUUGUUGCAACGAUAUCCAAAAGCUUCAAUGCCCCUUCUCUUGCGAUCCAAUGCAAAGCCUCAUCAGUUAAUGUUUCUUAUCAAAAUCAGCAAGUUUCUCGUCGAUCUGGAAAUUUCAAACCUGAUUUUUGGCAUUAUGAUUAUAUUCAAUCACUGGAUAGUAAAUACAAGGAACAAGCAUGCGAACAAGAAAACAGAAAACUAGGAGCACAAGUAAGGUUAUUGCUCUUAGAAACAGUGAAUCCUCUGGAUCAGCUUGAGUUUAUUGAUACCUUACAAAGGCUUGGACUAGCUUAUCAUUUUAAGAGUGAAAUAAACAAAAUGCUGGAAAAUAUCUAUGACGUGGACAAGUUCAAGAACAAGCAGAAUUUGUAUGCCACAGCUCUCGAGUUUCGACUCUUAAGACAACAUGGCUAUGAUAUAUCCACAGAUGUGUCUGAUAGCUUUAUAAACGAUGACGGUGAUUUUCAAGCGAGUUUAUGCCAGGAGAUCAAGGGAAUGCUUUCAUUAUAUGAAGCCUCAUUUCUUUUAAUGGAAAAUGAAACUAUUCUGGAAAGAGCUGCAGAUUUUACGUCAAAAUCCCUGAAAGGUUUUGUGAGCAAGAAUCCAGAAUAUGAACUGGCAUCCCAAGUGAAACAAGCU
Messenger RNA from Neltuma alba, 708 nucleotides. RefSeq names its product myrcene synthase, chloroplastic-like. The annotation marks the transcript as partial. Gene Ontology annotation, biological process: terpenoid biosynthetic process. The transcript is spliced from 3 exons. Gene Ontology annotation, molecular function: terpene synthase activity. Lineage: Eukaryota; Viridiplantae; Streptophyta; Magnoliopsida; Fabales; Fabaceae. The record is from RefSeq and is a predicted model, not a curated record.